Molecule: messenger RNA, 696 nt
Organism: Ascoidea rubescens DSM 1968
Lineage: Eukaryota; Fungi; Ascomycota; Saccharomycetes; Ascoideales; Ascoideaceae
Gene: VFA1
Product: Vfa1p
Exons: 1
Coding region: 1-696 (231 amino acids)
Biological process (GO): vacuolar transport
Cellular component (GO): endosome
Source: RefSeq, a predicted model, not a curated record
AUGGCUGCAGCUGUGAAAGAUAUUAAUUUAUUGCCAUUUGAAAAUCAUUAUCGAUUAAGAAAAGUCUCAGAAAUAGAUUGCAAAGCAUGUUUUAUAUGUUAUAAACCAACGACUUCAGUUCUAGUUACUUUGAAUAAUACUGAUUUUUUUUAUAUAUGUUUUAGUCAUUUAUCAGAUCCAAGCUUCAGUGAUCCGAUCUAUGAUGAUGAGUAUAGAGAUAAGAUGAAGGAAUUGAAUGAGAAGUCAGAUAAAGUUAAAUUAUUAAAUUUUAGAAUAAAAGAGAAAAACAGAUAUGGUUCAUGGGAUAAAAUAAUGGGGUUUAAUUAUUUAACUAAAAAAGAUGACAAAAAUAAAAAAGACGAUAAAAAUAAAAAAGACAAUAAGGAUAAAGAUAAAGAUAAGGAUAAAGAUAAAGACGAUAAAGAUAAAAAAGAAGACAAGACUGAUCAUAGAAAGAAAACAUUGGAAGAUUUGGAAAAAGAAUUAAAUUUAUUACAAAAAGAUAUCAUUAAUACUGAGGAAAUUAUACAAGAAAAGCAAAAAAAAAAUAGUUUUUUUAAAUUAAAUAAAGAUUUUUAUAAAAUUCGACUUAAUAAUUAUUUCAAAAAACAAAAUGAAAAGAAAAAUCAACAAUUAUAUUUAAAAAACUUAAAUAAAUUACCAAAAUUACCAGAUCAUUUGUCAAAUGAUCUUUAG